This is a messenger RNA of Phaeoacremonium minimum UCRPA7, 606 nucleotides long. Its product is annotated as putative coatomer subunit zeta protein. Gene Ontology annotation, biological process: retrograde vesicle-mediated transport, Golgi to endoplasmic reticulum; intracellular protein transport; intra-Golgi vesicle-mediated transport. The record is from RefSeq and is a predicted model, not a curated record. The coding region runs from base 1 to 606 and encodes 201 amino acids. Lineage: Eukaryota; Fungi; Ascomycota; Sordariomycetes; Togniniales; Togniniaceae. Gene Ontology annotation, cellular component: COPI vesicle coat. The transcript has 3 exons.
AUGUCUCCCGGCAUGUCCCUCUUCUCCGUCAAUGCCAUCAUCAUUCUCAGUCUCGAUGGCUCUCGGAUAUUCGCAAAAUACUACACCGCACCUCAUCAUGCCCCGACGCCAGCUGGCCAAACGAGCACUCCCUCCUCAAAUAGCCCUUACCCAGAUGUGAAGUCGCAGAAAGCGUUUGAGAAAGGCUUAUUGGAGAAGACGGCAAAGCAGACGGGCGAUAUCCUGCUGUACGAUGGCCGCAUCGUCACCUACAAGACCGAGUCCGAUGUCAUGAUGUAUCUGGUCUCCAGUAUCGAUGAGAACGAAAUCCUCCUCUACCAGAGUCUCUUGUGCUUGAGAGAUUCGCUCCACCUUCUUUUCAAGCAAUCUGUCGACAAGCGCACAAUUAUUGAGAACUACGACCUUGUAAGUCUGGCAAUCGACGAGAUUGUGGACGACGGCAUCAUCCUCGAGACAGACCCGACCAUUGUUGUCCAAAGAGUCAGCAAGGCGCCAACACAAGAUGUCGACCUCCGCCGCAUUGAUCCUUUCAGCGAACAGGGCGUUAACAACCUGGCGCAAUUAGGAAAGGCGAAGCUGACGGACUGGCUGCGGCAGGGGCUGUGA